Lytechinus variegatus (green sea urchin) is the source of this 600-nucleotide messenger RNA. RefSeq names its product cell wall protein DAN4-like. The transcript is spliced from 6 exons. The record is from RefSeq and is a predicted model, not a curated record. Bases 73 to 600 code for a protein of 175 amino acids. NCBI's taxonomy places the organism in Eukaryota, Metazoa, Echinodermata, Echinoidea, Temnopleuroida, Toxopneustidae.
ACCCUUUCUGCACCUCCUCCUGUCUGUUAUGAAAACUGUGAAAUAGAUGCCAUUCCUUUCUCAAAUCAAACAAUGACUGAUUUGUUGGACCAUGAUGCGAGUAUCAUUAUAGCCUGUAACAUUGGCUACUCUACUGGUAUGGGUAUUGUAACAGAGCUCAUGUGUGAUAACGGGACCCUUUCUGCACCUGUUCCAAUCUGUUAUGAAAACUGUGACGUAGAUGCAAUUCCUUUCUCAAAUCAAACAACAUCUGAUUCUUUGGACCAUGAUGCAAGACUUGUUGUAGCCUGUAACAUUGGCUACUCUACUGGUAUGGGUACUCUAACAGAGCUCAUGUGUGAUAACGGGACCCUUUCUGCACCUGUUCCUAUCUGUUAUGUAGAAACUACACCAACUGAUCCAACGACUGAAGAAACCACAUCACCUGACACAACAACAGAAGAAACUACACCAGUUACAACCACUGUAGAAACUACACCAACUGAUCCAACGACUGAAGAAACCACAUCACCUGACACAACAACAGAAAAAACUACACCAGUUAUUACCACAGGAGAGCGAAGUUUCGUGUGCAAGCUGCUAGACUUCGUCAGGCAAUGA